Pyrus x bretschneideri (Chinese white pear) is the source of this 1066-nucleotide messenger RNA. RefSeq lists its product as uncharacterized. Bases 155 to 850 code for a protein of 231 amino acids. The transcript has 3 exons. The record is from RefSeq and is a predicted model, not a curated record. Lineage: Eukaryota; Viridiplantae; Streptophyta; Magnoliopsida; Rosales; Rosaceae.
AGGACAAUCCUUGUCCUUUACAGAGACUCUUUGAGGUUGUCUCUGCAAAUCAAAUAAAAAAAAUCAAAUAAAACCUCAACAAUCGCACAAUUUAACAAAAACCCAAAUCUCCGUUUCCUCAGAAUCUGAAAACAGAGUUGCAGAAAUCUCUCACAUGGAGGACUACUUCGUCUCAGACGGAAUGCUGAUGAAAACGAUGAAGAAGAAGAGGAAGGAGGUGGUGGAGCUUGACCAAGUCAACGAAUACUUCUCCGACUUCUCUCUCUCUUCUCCUGCCAGAAAGAUUCGCCGUCUGGAUGCGCAUUUGCCGCCCAUCAUGGAGGAGGAGGACGCUGAUUUUGCGGCGGCUCCGAAUCAGGUGGAGUCGGCUGCUCCAAUUAUUGAGGAAUUGCCGUCAGAAAACAAUGAGAAGGCCAUUGUGCUCUUCAAGCCCGUCAUUUCCCCUCCUUUUUUCUCUUUACCUUCCGAAUUGAUCUGCGGCUUCAAGGACCAAUUUCCGCGCUCCGGCCAUUACGGUCCGAGACAAUCAGCCGCGGGAGAUGAUGAGGCGGUGCAAAACAGCGAAAAUCAAUGUAAAGCUGUUGUUCCAUGGGUUUAUAGUAAGCUUCAGCCUAGGCCAUCGAUGGAGGUUUCGCAAUCUGAGGCCCCGGAGGAGCUGAUGGAGGCUGAGGAGAUGGGAACAGCAACAAUGGAGAUUGAAGAAGAGAGCAGAGAAGGAAAAGGGAUGGCUAACGGGUGCGGCGGAGGAAUGUGGACGAGUAAUGAAGGGUUUCCUCAGUGGCCGCAGCAGCAUUGUAUGAUUCCACAACCUCCACAAAACACCACCACGCCCAUCACUUGGUUCCGAUGAGACCGAAAGGCGGUAGGGUUUUUCGGGUUGGAAAUCGAGUGGUGCCUCGUUCUUUUUUCAGCAUUUCGACUAUGUUGUAUCAUAUAUUUGGAAAGAGCAGAAGCAGAAAGUCGUGUUAAUGUUAAUAGCAGCAGAGCAGUGUGGGAAUUUGUCGAAGAAUGAUGUAUGUUAAUUAUGAUUUUAAUGAUAUCCAACUCCUAGAGGUUAUUAUUUUGA